This is a messenger RNA of Asterias rubens (European starfish), 1109 nucleotides long. RefSeq names its product NADH dehydrogenase [ubiquinone] 1 beta subcomplex subunit 5, mitochondrial-like. The transcript is spliced from 6 exons. Bases 28 to 576 code for a protein of 182 amino acids. The record is from RefSeq and is a predicted model, not a curated record. Lineage: Eukaryota; Metazoa; Echinodermata; Asteroidea; Forcipulatida; Asteriidae.
UUUAUUCCAGGAACUUUGGAAGACAAGAUGGCUGCCCUCGGCCAAGUUUUGUCGCGGCAUUUUGGCCUUUUGCGACUGAAAGGGCCUCAGCUGUUGAACACUCUGUUAGUUAACUCUGAACCGAGUUCAUUCAAAGUGAUUCAGCGUGGAAUGGCAGGCGGCAAAGCUAGGAAGUUUUUUGUUAAGCCAACCCGUUAUGGAGACUUGAGAUUUUUAAGGGCAGCGAGAUAUUACUUCUUGCUGACGGGAGUUCCUUGUGUCAUCGGUAUCACAUGUAUCAACGUCUUUGUUGGUCCGGCCCAGCUAGCAGAGAUUCCGGAAGGUUACACCCCAAAAGAAUUUGAGUAUCACAAGCACCCGAUCACCCGUUUCAUCACAAAGUAUUUCGUCAACACACCUCAGCAGGAGUACGAGAAGAUGGCACACUACCUCGACAUCGAGAAAGAGAAGAUCGGGGCCAGGAAAGCUGAGAAGACCGUCCGUAGGUUGAUGAGAGAGAGAGGAGACGGCCACUGGUAUUACUACCCCGUCGCCUCACCGGUCGACAGAUACGAAGACGAAGAACUGAAAGAUUGAUUCGUUGAGAAGUCAAUUGAUUUCAGAGGGUGUUGAGAAGCUUGUACAAAAGAUUAAGGAAACGCAAAGUUUAAAAACUUUGGUUUUUAAUGUCCGUUAUCAGAGGUGUGAUUUCUCAGGAUCAGGAUUUUAACCUGAUUUUAGUGUUUUUUUCUCUUCAAAAUCUCCUUAAAUAAUUAGCAUGAUUUUCUUGAAAGAAUACUUGAAUAAAGUGUUUUAUAUGCUCUGUCAUGAGAUUAGGGCCCUGUUCCACACAGAAUCCUUAGCUCUGAAACAAACUUACUGCUUAGCAAAAACCAGCUAAAUUUGUGGUUCUCAGUUAAGCACCCCAUACCCCCACCCCCCCCCCCCCCCCCCCAAUCUGAUUAAAUGCGAUAUGAUGGCAGUCAUCAAAUUAUUAUUAUUUUUUUCUAAGAAGACACAAAAAUAAUGAUGAAUCUUUUAUUUAAAGCUGGGUUUCAUCAGAGUUAAGUUUGACACCUGCAGUGCAUGUAUUUGUGAUUUGUUUGAACAAAUAAAUUAUGUUAAAGAUA